Ascochyta rabiei is the source of this 1623-nucleotide messenger RNA. Its product is annotated as Feruloyl esterase. The record is from RefSeq and is a predicted model, not a curated record. NCBI's taxonomy places the organism in Eukaryota, Fungi, Ascomycota, Dothideomycetes, Pleosporales, Didymellaceae. The transcript is spliced from 2 exons. The coding region runs from base 1 to 1623 and encodes 540 amino acids.
AUGAAGCAGACCCUGCUAGGCGGCGCUGCGCUCAUUGGAGUUGCACAUGCGUUGAACUACACUUGCACCCCGAGCGCGAUCCAAGCCGCGCUCCCCGAAGGUGCCAGCGUAAAUUUCGCGUACCCUGUUGCCGCCAAUUCGACUUUCGAGGUGCCCAAGAGUGAUACUGGCUACCCAGACAGCCCUCCGAAUCUACCUGCUCUGUGUGCUGCCUCGGUCCAGAUUCAAUCAGUCGGCAACACAACCUUCAGCUUUGGAAUAUUUCUUCCUGAAGCGUGGAACGGCCGGUUUCUUGCUGUCGGAAACGGUGGCUUUGCAGGAGGUAUCAACUAUGCCGACAUGGCUGCCGGUGUACGUUACGGCUUUGCUGCCAUUUCGACGGGCACUGGCCACAAUUCUACUUCAGGCAACGGCACCUGGGCGUACCGACAACCUGACCGUGUUGAGAACUGGGGCCAUCUUGCCAUGCACGGAUCCGUUGUCGUUGGAAAAGAGAUCACUGCUGCGUACUACAAACAGAAUGCUACGUACAGUUACUACUCUGGUUGCUCGACCGGCGGUCGCCAAGGCUUAAAGGAGGCCGAGUACUAUCCUGAGGACUUCGAUGGCAUUGUCGCUGGAGCGCCAGCAUGGUGGACCAGUCAUCUUCAGCCCUGGACUGCCCGCAUUGCGUUGUACAACCUCCCCGUUACCGCCGACUACCACAUCCCUGUCGCACUAUACUCGACGUUGAAUGCAGAGAUCAUCAAGCAGUGCGACCCGCAAGAUGGCGUUGUCGAUAACAUCAUAUCGGACCCUCUCGGCUGCAACUUCCAGCCCACGACCUUGCUCUGUGGCUCUAACAGCACCGCCAACGCUACCUCGUGCUUUACGGAGCCUCAACUCGAUACAGUGUACAAUAUCUUCAGCGAUUACGUUGGCGAGAACAACACUUUCAUCUUCCCAUCUUUUUGGCUUGGCAGUGAAGGACAGCCCGUGUUCUUCUCAGGCAACGCGCCUAAUCCGCUCGGUCCUCAGUACGUACAGUACUUCCUAGGAAAGGGUCCAGACUGGUCCUUCAAUGACUACAACGACGAAAUUAUCACUCUGUCCGAUGCCAUCAACCCUGGAAACGCGACAGUAGAGUUUGACCUGUCUCGCUUCCACGCGAAGGGAGGCAAGAUUCUCUCAUACCACGGUAUGGCAGAUCCACUCAUCCCAACCGGCUCGACUCCCUACUUCUACGAUCAUGUCGUUCGUUCUUUGAAGCCGCAAGGCAUCGACGUUGACAACUUUUUCAAAUACUUCCUUGUGCCUGGUAUGAGCCACUGCUCCGGUACACAGGCCAGCAUGAAUGCACCGUGGUACUUUGCUGGUGGCAACCAGCAGGUUGCUCUGGCGGACGAUGUUUACAGCGUUCCCGGCUUUGAAGAUGAAGAGCAUGAUGUCCUCAAGGCAAUGAUGGCUUGGGUUGAAGAGGGCAGGGUGCCCGAGUACAUCAUCGGCACAAAGUACGUCAACGAUACGACGCACGACGAGGUUUUGCGACAGAGACCGCUUUGCGUCUACCCUAAGCAAGCAAAGUACACGGGUGAGGGUGAUGUUAAUGCCGCUGCGAACUGGGAGUGCAAGAGCCUAUUCUAG